Molecule: messenger RNA, 1344 nt
Organism: Parascedosporium putredinis
Lineage: Eukaryota; Fungi; Ascomycota; Sordariomycetes; Microascales; Microascaceae
Source: the annotation of a GenBank genome assembly
AUGGUGAAUGCAAUGAGUCAAUCGGCGAAUGUGUCAACGCUCGUAUUCCGUGUCACUGCAGCUAGGGCGGCAUUGGGUGCGAACAUCCCCGCGGUUGUGCUCGAGGCCCCGGGCAAGCUCGAGUCUACGUUUUGUCAAGACCGAAACAACGACGACGAAACAAGAGCGGUCUAUAUAUCCCCAUCAUCCACUCCCCUCCCGCCGAACUUUUACCUCCAUGGCGCCCCCGACGUCACGGGCACCGGCGGUGACUUUUCCGGCGCCGAAAAAGCCCUCGUGGAGUUGACGGCCCAGCUUACGGGGACGCCGUACGAAGCGCUAGCCCUGACGGCUCUGAGCGGUGGCAACGCCAACUUCAUCUUCCACGCCGUCCUCAAGAACCCGCUGCCGGACGGCACCCGCGAGGUGGUGGUCAAGCACGGCGAGGGCUUCGUGGCCGCCAACCCAAACUUUAAGAUCUCUAUAGACCGAUGUGAAAUCGAAGUAGGCGCGCUCCAGGCCGUCAAUGCGUUUGCGCCGGUCCAGGCCGGUAGCUGGACCGUCAGGGCGCCCAAGACCAUCUUCUUCGACCCAGCGCUCAACAACCACGUCCAAGAGUGCAAACCCGCGGCCAAGAGCCUCAAAGAGUACGCCCUCCGCCACUUCGCCACCUCCUCGCCCGCCUUGGAAGUCUCUUCCGUGUCCCUAGGCACCUCCCUCGGAACGUGGCUCCGAGCCUUCCACGCCUGGGCCAACGACCCGACCCGGGCCGACCUCCGGCAACUCGCCGCUCGGAACCAGCAGCUCCAGGGUAUCAAGCAGUACAUCAACUACGGCAGCCUCGUCUCGAGGAUAGAUAGCUUCCCCGCCAUCCUGUCUGACAGCAGGGCUCUAUUCGAGCAAGUAGCCCAGGCCACGGCCGACGAGAUCGUGGAUCCGGACCGGCUGAGCGUGAUCCACGGCGACUUCUGGACCGGAAAACUCCGCCGACCAAGUCUCCCAAAAGAAGUCUUCGUCGUCGACUGGGAAAUGUUCCAGCUCGGCGUCUUCGCCGCCGACAUUGGCCAGAUGAUCACCGAACUCUACGAGCUCAAGCUCUACAAGGACAUCGACGCCGGGCUAUGGAUCAUCCAGGGCCUCUGCGCCGGCUACGGAGUCCUCGACAAGGACGUCGCGUUCCGCGCACUCGUCACCGUCGGCGCCCACCUCCUCUGCUUCGGCACCACCGUCGCCGGUUGGGGGACCCCGGACAUGGUCGAGCAGGUUGCGCGCGAAGGAAGGGAUAUCUUGACCGCGGCGUGGGCCAAGGACGAGGCCUUCUUCGAGAAUCAUCCUCUCGGGUGCGUCCUUUCGGGUGCGUCCUAG